Molecule: messenger RNA, 1086 nt
Organism: Protopolystoma xenopodis
Lineage: Eukaryota; Metazoa; Platyhelminthes; Monogenea; Polystomatidea; Polystomatidae
Source: the annotation of a GenBank genome assembly
AUGUUGCUAUCUGGCGUUUGUGCGUCUCCCAGUCCAAGCAAUCUAUUUGAGUGGAUCUGCCUGCAGACGCAAUUUCAGAACGCGCGCUACCGCAAGCAAGUAGCCAAAAUAUAUUCGGCUGCCCGCCUACAGCACCUUGGCUGUUUGGCGCGACGUCGUACCACCAGCAACACUGUUACCGGAUCGGCCACGGGCCUGACUCAGAUGAACGUUGGGCUCGCCAGCAAUGCUAAUGUUGUCACACCUACACCGCUCCCUGUAGCCACGGGACCUACUGGACGAGCUCUUGUCACUGCCGACAUCUCUAAUGGCCCGCUUUUCCAUUGCGCUAGUCACCUCGGCCUCGCCUCUUUGCCCUCCGGUUCUAGUCAAGCCUCAUCUCUCGCAUCUGUCUCGACCGGAGGCAUGUGUUCCGCUGCUCUCAGCGGUGGCCAUUUGGUCUCGACGCAUCGACGCACGCAAGCCUCCACUUCUUCUGAUCAAGGCAACUGUCCGGCCCAAUUUGGUCCUGGUCCAGGCGCCGGUCCCAGUCCCACCUCAGGGUCUGCGUGUCUUGCACCGGCCUUACAACAAGCUGUAUCCUCCGGAAUUGUGACAACUGUUAACACAAAUGGGACGACUACAUCAACUUCUAGUCUUGGUCUUCGAGGUGCGUCACUCGAAAACCUGACCGCUUUAGCCAACACUGCUUUGGCAGUUUCUGAAUUAACCUUUCUUGAGAUGCUGGAGCAAGCACGUGCUGGAAUCGCUCAUCUUCGCAAUGGUUCCGGGGCCCUUACAGGCGAUUUAGUAAAACCUCUCGGUCUUGGAGUCGGCACCGGAGUGGGUCUAGCUCAUAGUCCUGUUCCAGUGGUCGGUGGGCAUACUCUGGCUUCUACAGGGCCGGGUAUUGGGCUUCCGCAGCAGCUUCACUUUAUGCAGCAUCACUUCGUUUAUCUUCCGCAUCACCCUUUUCACUUGCUCCAUCAUCCUCCACUUUUGCACUCCACAUCGCAGCCCAGUCUAGCCGUACUUUCAGGUGAUGGCUUGCCUGGCAUGGGAGCCGGCAUCACAAUUCACAACGAGAUGACCUUCGCAAGACAGUGA